Molecule: messenger RNA, 621 nt
Organism: Drepanopeziza brunnea f. sp. 'multigermtubi' MB_m1
Lineage: Eukaryota; Fungi; Ascomycota; Leotiomycetes; Helotiales; Drepanopezizaceae
Source: RefSeq, a predicted model, not a curated record
AUGUCUCUCAUCUCCUUCACAGGUCUCCCAGGAGAAAUUCGCAAUCAAAUAUACCAGCUUCUACUCCUGGUCCCUUCUCCGUCCACCCCUCGUCUCCUUGGUGAUCCACCGAUAUAUCCUCAAAUCCUGGCUGUUUGCCGUCAAGUCCAUGAUGAAGCCAGGCCGAUUCUGUACGGGUGCAACACCUUUCUUGCCCACCCAAAUCUCCUCGCUAGUAUGCCCCGACUUCGACUCUACUACGACACCAUCUCAAAAGCUAGUCUGAUAUCCUUGAUACGACGAUUCCACAUCCGCGUGCGCCUCGAUUGCGAUCCCAACUUCUCAGCCAAGAAGGCGACCGAAUCUUUUACUGGCAUGGAAGAGUUGACCAUCGAAGUCUUCCAGGCGCAGUUUGGGGGUUCAGAUUACGAAGUGCUGACGCUGUUCGAGGAUAUAAGAGGCGUUAAGCGGGCGAGGGUAUAUGGGAGUGUAAGAGCAUUUCCAGAGUAUGUGGGAUGGCUUCAAAAUUCGAUGAUGACCCCGCAGUGGCAGCCCGUUGAAAGAUUCGUCAGCGAGAGAGUUGAUCUUCCGGGAGAACGAGAUCUGAUCUACAUAUGUGGCCUACUAUGGGACGCAGCAUAG